AGCGUUUAUUAAAAAAUAUUGAAAUACUCGUAAAUGCUUGCGGCUCGAUAAAUAGCAUUCUCGACAGCUUCUGUUAAAUACUGUUAUCCACUAGGGACGUAAGGCAGCCAUAAAAACUGCUCUCAGCAAUUCAGAAACUGUCACUAUUGUUACUGGCUUGGUUACUUAUAACAAUGAAUUAUUACGAUGAAGAAAUCACCAUCAACGGUCACGACACGAAGAAUCUAAAUCACUUUAAUAUGGAUCGUAUGCCAAGCACCAGCAGUGGUCGCGAUAUAAGUACGGCAAGUUCACAGCGCUUAACCGCCGCAUCGACUAGCCGAGCUGCCACACUACGUCAGAGGAAUGUUCUGCAAAGUAGUUCCACCGACGAUGAUGGGCUAUUGCAGGACAUUAUUGAUCACGAUGAUGAGGAUGACGAUGAUGAUGACGACGAUGAAGAUGAAAGUGAAAUGCAACAGCCACAGCUAAACAAUGACGCAAGUCGUGGCACAGCCAAUCAACGCCCACAGACACGUCCGGGCAGCAUACGCAGUGCCGCCAAACCUAUGUCGGCAAAACCGCUGGCGCGCACUGGCGGACUCAUUGUGCCAUCGGAAAGUGAAUCAGAUGAAGCAUUAACACCACAACCUCAACUUGAUGCAGUAGAAGAGACAGGUGACAACGCGCAGUCCUCUGCGCCAGAAGUGCAGCUAUCUAUUAAACCGGAGCAAUGGGAAAAAUUACCAGUACAACAAGAACUGAAAGAUCUCUUUCCUUACAUACUCAAGUAUACGCCACAGUCAAUUGAUACACCCUACCGCCUACAACCUUUCAUACCGGAUUUUGUGCCAUCAGUAGGCGAUGUGGAUGCUUUUCUUAAAGUUACUAUACCUGCGCUGCUGAAACCACAGCGCCAGCAGGAAAUCAAUGAAUUUUUGGCCAAAAUGGGUCUUUAUCUACUCGACGAACCGUCUGGUGAUCAAUCGGAGCCAAGUCUUCUCAAUAUGAAAUUGCGUUCGGUGCUUACUGGUAGCGGCGUUAAAGCGCGUACUACAUCAGCUUCAUUGGUUCCAACUGCCAAAUCGGCAAAAGAAAUCGACAAGUGGAUUAAUGAGGUCGAAAAGUUACACAUGACACAAAUGGUGAACGAUGUACAACCGAGGAAGGAGAUUGAGCCUUUGUUGAUCAAUUGGCCACGAUCUUAUGCCGAUGCUAGUGAAGCGGUGCAACAAGCUUAUAAGCGUUGCCUUGAAGAUAAGGAUAUUGCGCGUUAUGUGCGUACGCUGUGUCAACAUUUUGAGGUGGAGGGACCCACUGAAACGCAGGUUGACUACAUACUGAAUGUGCAAACGUUGUUUGCACUGUAUUUGGCAGCCAAUCAGGCAUGGGAGUGAUAAGUGGGGAAGUGGAAAUUUUUCAAUUUCUUAACUAAAUACGCCUACAUACCAUACAUAUCUGUGGGCUUUAGACACAGCAACUUUUACAACUUAACUCUACUAUGCACUCUCUAUCCAAGAAGCAUUUAUUUGAUAGGUGAUUAUAAUCUUUACUAAUAUUUAUUAAUCAUUUGCGAUUGUAGCUUUAGCACGCUUUCUUUAGUGUAAAUAAAGAA
This is a messenger RNA of Anastrepha obliqua, 1594 nucleotides long. It is a transcript of the gene IFT46, whose product is annotated as intraflagellar transport protein 46 homolog. The transcript has 2 exons. Gene Ontology annotation, biological process: cilium assembly; intraciliary transport. The coding region runs from base 174 to 1376 and encodes 400 amino acids. Gene Ontology annotation, cellular component: centrosome; motile cilium; intraciliary transport particle B. The record is from RefSeq and is a predicted model, not a curated record. Lineage: Eukaryota; Metazoa; Arthropoda; Insecta; Diptera; Tephritidae.